Xylona heveae TC161 is the source of this 1335-nucleotide messenger RNA. RefSeq names its product Rhodanese-like protein. Bases 107 to 1135 code for a protein of 342 amino acids. The record is from RefSeq and is a predicted model, not a curated record. NCBI's taxonomy places the organism in Eukaryota, Fungi, Ascomycota, Xylonomycetes, Xylonales, Xylonaceae. Gene Ontology annotation, molecular function: thiosulfate-cyanide sulfurtransferase activity. Gene Ontology annotation, biological process: transsulfuration. Gene Ontology annotation, cellular component: mitochondrion. The transcript is spliced from 3 exons.
CUCACAUAAUUCAAACCAUCUAUUUCAUCAUCUGCUCUAGUCAAUUGUAUGUGCCUGACUCUGAUCAUCUACUCCGUAGUAUUUACUCCAUUCUUAUCUCGUCGCAAUGGCCCUUGCGGCUCUCCGUAGAGCAACACCGCUGACUUCCACGUCCUCGCGAUUGCUCUUCGCCAGAACUGUCCAUUCUCCCAUCAAAAUGAGCCAGAGAUCAUUUUCUUCUUUCUUGGUGUCUCCGAAGGAGCUCUCAGAAGCUUUAUCGCAGAAUGCUCCGACCAAGAUCUCUACUGCACCGCGUGUGAUUCCUCUAUGUGCCUCGUGGUUUAUGCCCAAUGACCCUCAGAAGCGAACCGGUCUGCAGGUCUUCAAGGAGAAGCGGGUUCCUUGGGCUCGGUUCUUUGAUCUUGAUGCUGUCAAAGAUGAUAAAUCGCCCUAUCCGCAUAUGCUGCCCUCGGCGGAACAGUUUGCGGAGGCAAUGGGAGCUCUAGGUCUACACCAGGACGAUGCCCUCGUUGUCUAUGACUCAGAAGACGGUAUCUUCAGUGGUCCCAGAGUAGCAUGGAUGCUCAAGAUAUUUUCUCAUCCCAACGUCCAUCUUCUCAACAAUUUCAAAUUGUGGGUGGAACAAGGAUAUCCUACAGACUCCGGAGAAAUCGAGCCAUGGGAGAAAACCGAAUAUCCCGUCCCAGCGUUUGAUUCGUCAAAAGUCGUCUCUUUCGAACAGGUCAAGGAGAUUGCGCAAGAUUACAACAAAGAGGGUAGCGAGGGAAUACAGAUCCUAGACGCCAGACCAUACGGAAGAUGGGCAGGCACUGCGCCCGAGCCAAGACCAGGACUGUCUUCCGGUCAUAUUCCUGGGUCGAUCAGUCUGCCUUUUCCAGAACUACUCGAUCCUCAAAACAAGACGCUGUUGGGGAAGGAUGAACUCAGGAAAAUAUUUGAGAGCAAAGGAGUCGACCCAGAAAAGUCAAUUAUCAGCAGCUGUGGCACUGGUGUCAGCGCUGUUAUCAUCGAUGCUGCGCUUGAGGAAGCUGGAUAUGGUGAUUCAACAAAACGUAAAAUCUAUGAUGGAAGUUGGACUGAAUGGGCGCAGCGAGCUACGGAGGCAGAGGGUCUUAUCAAAAAGGAGAGUGCUUAAUUUGAUGCGCCAGUCCCCGAUGCUACAAGUAUCUUCAAACAUUCUUCGAUGUUUGCAAUUCUAGCGAAUUUCAGCGGCUCUUUUUUCAAAAUGCUGAUGUCAAAUGUCUUGACUCGAUUUGCUUUCCGGAUCGAUUUCGGACUCCUGCUUUUCUUUUUAUUUCAGGGUUAUGAGGUGCAUUGAAAUUUUGUUGCUCGGCG